UUAUAGAAACUUACUAUCUUUAGUUUCUUACAUUGGUGUUGCUGUUACUUGACCGAUAGUCUUCAACGCUUCUACCUUUCUCAUCUUCCCAACCCAAGACUCAAUACAAGAAUUUUAUAGAAAUUAAAUCCUUAUUUAAUCAAAAUAUCAUCAAAAGCACGCCUUAUAUACGUACACAUUCACAAACACCUUAACUAACCAUGAAACUCCCACUCCUCUUCACGCUAAACUUCCUAGCCCCUACCAUCCUCGCCUCCACCAAUCACGCCGCCACCACAUCCUCACCAUCAGCACCCAUAUUCGUUCUCAGAACAACACAGACCGCAACAUCGGUGUUAGGAAAAGCGCUUAGCAAACUAGGCUAUAUCCACCAAGACUCUCGCCAGGGAAACUCCACCGCGGCAUCUAACACCAAUACGUAUGUCGAGGUCAGCUCAGACGCGCAGCUCCUGGAAAUCACCAAAUCCCACCCGGAGGCUAAGUUCAUAAUACCGCGCGGAAGCCGGUUGGGAGAGGAGGGGCUGGGAAGGACAUGGUGGUGGGGUCGCGAAAGUGGAGGGGGCGCUGAGAUGGUAAUGACGACGACGACGAUGGGGGACGGUAGGGGAACGUGGUUCGCGCAGGCGUUUACAGAGAAGAGGAUAGGCGAUGAUGGGAUCCUGGAGCUCGACGUUUUGGCGUUGGAGAAGGGCGCGCAGGCGGAGAAUUGGGUGCGGUUGUGCGAUUUUUUGGGGCUGGGGUAUAGUGUUGUUGAGAGGUUUGGCUUGUGGCAUUUUCCUCAAUGAGAGAGGGGGGAGAGGGCCUGGAUUUACGGUCUGGAAAUUGGAAGAUUGAGAGAUGGGUGGGUUAGAAGGAGGGGUUUAUAGGCGUAUCGUAUCCUGCGCAGGUGCUCUUGAGCAUGGCGAGGAAAGAUCGCAUCAACCUGAAUUGGCGUAUGAGUAAUUAGCGCCGCCGCGGACGGGUUUACCAUUGAGCAAGAGGAAACGAAAAUAUCGCCGAGUCCGGGUUGGUGAAGUCGGCUACCAUCUCCCUUAUACCCACGAAGAAGGCUUCGGUGCCGUGCACCUAUCAUCACAGAGAUAUACCUACCUAACACUAGAAAUAGAGGUGCUUUACACCAGCCAUAACUAGAGAUACAGAGCAAUCAAUACCAAA
Molecule: messenger RNA, 1155 nt
Organism: Annulohypoxylon maeteangense
Lineage: Eukaryota; Fungi; Ascomycota; Sordariomycetes; Xylariales; Hypoxylaceae
Exons: 1
Coding region: 201-785 (194 amino acids)
Source: RefSeq, a predicted model, not a curated record